Molecule: messenger RNA, 2826 nt
Organism: Fonsecaea pedrosoi CBS 271.37
Lineage: Eukaryota; Fungi; Ascomycota; Eurotiomycetes; Chaetothyriales; Herpotrichiellaceae
Exons: 9
Coding region: 1-2826 (941 amino acids)
Biological process (GO): DNA-templated transcription
Molecular function (GO): zinc ion binding; DNA binding
Source: RefSeq, a predicted model, not a curated record
AUGAGUGAUUUGAGCCCGCAGUCCGAAUCGCAGGCACCUGCUGCAUCAGCUCCAUCGCAGGCAUCUAGCGACCAGCCCGCCACGAACAGCGCGCCUGCGAGUCAAACACCAGGCCAUCCAAGCUUCAGAAGCGCGCAUCUCGAGCAUGUGAAACAUGUCAUGCCCGCAAAGUACGAUGCGACGCAGCGUCUCUCGGGUGAGAACUAUCUAUCUGCCAUCGUCACCGCUGAUCGUUGGUCAUUGACUGUCUCUAGGGUUCCAUGUACAAAUUGUGUUGCCUUUUCUAUUGAAUGCCGGAUUCCCGUGCCCAAGCGGAAAAGGGCCAACGCCGCCCGUGCCAAAGAUGAGGAGAGCAAUACUGACGAGCACUGCAGUGAGGCCGGCGACUCGCAACAGGCGGCGACACCUUCCGAGCCUCGCCCCGCGCGGCCAGCACAACCAAAGCCGACUGUUGGAUACAAUUCACCCGAUGGCAUUCCCUCGACACAGAUGUCAGAGGCGCAGGCCGCCCAACAAGCUGCCAACAACAGCACCAUGGCACAGUUCAUGAAGCCCAAAUUCGCUCGAGCCCCGAUUAAAGAAGCUGGGCGAGUAGCCUAUCUUGGAGAGUCAUCAAACCUGUCACUCCUUGUCCAUGACCGCCAUGGCACCACAGAUGUUGUUCACUAUCCCUUGCCGGAGAACAUUAGAGGCGCCCGCGCUCGCCUAACAGAGCCUGACCAGAUGGAAAUAGAGAUCCUUCAGCAGAGGGGUGCAUUCCUUCUCCCACCCCGUGCGCUGUGUGACGAGCUGGUGGAUGCUUACUUUCGAUGGGUUGCUCCUAUCGUGCCAGUCAUCAAUCGAAGCCGCUUUAUGAAGAGAUAUAAGGAUACCAAGAACCCGCCAUCGUUGUUGCUGCUGCAGGCUAUCUUGCUGGCUGGUUCCAGAGUCUGCACCAACCCGCAACUGAUGGACGCAACCGGCUCGACCACGCCGGCUGCAAUGACUUUCUACAAACGGGCAAAAGCUCUAUACGAUGCGAAUUAUGAGGAUGAUCGCAUCACCAUUGUCCAGGCUUUGAUUCUGAUGGGCUGGUACUGGGAGGGCCCCGAAGAUGUGACAAAGAAUGUCUUUUACUGGACCAGGGUCGCCAUUGUGGUUGCCCAGGGGGCGGGAAUGCAUCGAAGUGUGGAAAGUUCUCAACUUAGCAGACAAGAUAAGCGUUUGUGGAAGAGAGUAUGGUGGUCGCUCUUUACUAGAGAUCGAUCAGUAGCCGUGGCUCUAGGCCGACCUGUGUCGAUCAACACGGACGAUUCCGACGUGGAGAUGAUCACCGAGGAGGAUUUUAUCGAAGAUGAGGGCGAUCCGAACAAUGACUACCAGGCCGACCCGGUGCACAUUCAGUUCUUCUUGCAAUAUGUCAAGCUCUGCGAGAUCAUGGGACUUGUGCUGUCUCAGCAAUACUCGGUCGCCUCAAAAGCUCGACGGACCAACGCGAUCGACCUGACUCACAGCGAUAUGGCUCUUGCAGACUGGCUGCAAAACUGCCCUCGUGAAGUAUAUUGGGAACGCUCACGCCAUCAUUUCUGGUCUGCGCUUCUGCACUCCAACUACUAUACCACUCUGUGCUUGCUGCACCGAGCCCACAUGCCGCCAGCCACUGCAAAACCCCAUGACUAUGAAAAUGUCGACAUGGCUUAUCCUUCGAGGACAAUUGCUUUCCAGGCUGCUGGAAUGAUCACUUCAAUCAUGGAAAACCUUCUUGCUCACGACCAAGUCAAAUACACGCCUGCUUUUAUUGUGUACAGUCUGUUCUCUGCGCUCAUUAUGCACGUCUACCAAAUGCGUUCUUCAGUGCCGUCAGUGGUAGCUGCAAGUCAGGAGCGCAUCAAUGUGUGCAUGAACGCCUUAAAAGAGGUGUCGAAGGUCUGGCUAGUUGCCAAAAUGGUUCACACCUUGUUUGAGUCCAUUCUCGGUAACAAAGUGCUGGAGGAGAGGCUCCAAAAGGCCACCGGGAAGAAGGCUCAAAGAGCCAAAGUCAACCAACGGGAUCAAGGUCAAAACCACGCCAACGGCAAUUCAAAUGGCAUCGGAAGUGCCACCCCUGCACCCGCACCGCCGCCGGUGCCGCCGGCAAAUCCAGCCAAACGCAAGUUCGACGAUAUCGACCUCGCCUUCAACGUUGGACCGCCUGCCCCUCAAAUGUCCUACGAGCGUUCGCGGCCUCAAACCCCUGCCGUCACGCCUUCUCGCGAUAUACCACAACAACCACAGCACAACUUCUUGGCCUCGCCUCCGCUGCAAAAUGAACAGUACUUACCACCAUCCAGGUCUCGAGGGGCGUCACGCUUGCCGUCAAGAGGCCCUACGCGGGCCAACUCUCCAUUCAACGGAUAUUCGAUCCCUGCCACACCGCCGGAUCUGUUCCUAGUCACCAGAGAUUCACCAAACAUCUCGCAACAGCUGUGGGAGAAUUUCCAGCCAGAUCAGCUAUUUCCUGACGGCACAAUUGGAGAUGUGAUUGGUCUGAGCACAAGCCCCAUUCUCAACCAUGCGGUGGAUCCUCAACUACAGCAACUACAGGGACAACAGACCGGGAUGAGCACAGGCGGACAGUCUAUGCCUCAUAUAGAUAUAUCAGGGCAGGGACAGCAGCAGAGUCAAGUAUGGCCUCCAGGAAUGCAAGGAAUGAUGGGUGCAGGCAUGGAAUUGCAUGACAGUGACGGGUGGUCGACUAGUUCACUCGGGAAUGCGCCAGUCGCCCCUACAACGCUCAACGUUGAAGACUGGUUCCAGUUUUUUGGGAUCAAUGGUGAAGUGGCAGGCAUGAACAUGGACGGAACCUAG